UGUACAUGAUAAUAUUAUUAUUUUUCAUAUUUACAAACAACAAAACAAUCGUAGUUUAUCGAAUAUAAUAAAUAAAUCACGACAAUUUUUAACAAUCGUAACGAGUUAUCAAUAUUCGUUAUUUGAAAGUGAAGUGAGGAAGUCAAACAUCGGCUUGGUUACAUCGCUUGUUGAGCCAUUUUCAAAGCAAUCUAAUAUUACAAUGUCACAUCAGAAAGCAACCGCUUGCGACGCAACAGAGGAUCCCGAUGAACUCUCUCUUUUGAUCAAAGUUGAAAAAACUGAAUUACACGAUCCAAAUAACUUUACAGACGAUACUUUUGAAAAAAGUCAGAGUUUGCCACCGGAGGAGAAAGAUAAUACAGACACGAUUAGUACCAGCGCAGUUCAAAAGCGAAAAAGAGAGAGACGAACAUACUGUGCAAUUGCGUGGGAAUAUUUGAAACUUAUCAAUGGAAGAUACCAUUGUAGUAUUGAUCCAUAUAGUGGAUGCACCUAUCUUCAGAAAACGAGUUUGGACUUGGGAAAUUUCAUAAGACAUUUUCGUACUAUGCAUCCAGAACAGGCCCAUGAAAAAGGGCUUAUGGUGGAUUCUAAUUUGCCAUUCAAGAAAAAAAGAGUGAUAGCGAAGCGGUCUAUUGCUAUUGACAUGCAGAGUGUUCUAGAGGCAUGCAUAAAGCUGGUCACCUGCCACAAUCUUCCUUUGCGUUGUUUCGAGUGGACGGGUCUUCGUCUACUAUUGGAUCCUAUUAACGCGGCACUCGGUUCGCCAGUCAAUUCCUCAAACAUUGCGGAAUACCUUCACGCAGCUGCAAUGAGAGUUAUUGGUCGGUUAAAAAAAUCAAUGAUGAACAAAUUGGUUUCUAUCAAAAUCGAUUCAGUUUCACGGCAGGGUCGGCACGUGCUGAUCGUGAACGCCCAGUAUGAGUUUAAUCGUGAAGCCGUGUUUCAUACCUUAGGUACAAUUGAGGUAGGAGAAAACCCAACAGCUAAAUAUUUAAAAUGCAAAGUGGCGAAAAUUCUCCGCAAAUACGAGUUGACAAAUGAUCAGAUAUUCUUAGUAAUAUCCGACAACGGAGCCAACAUGGUUACAGGAGCGAAAAAAAUGCAAAGAAUAUUUGCUGAGACAAUGCUCUCCAAUGAACUGGUCAACGAGAAUGAAGUUAGUGACCCAUCCAAAGAAGAAGAGCUUCUGGAAGCACUAUCGGCGGAAUUAAAGGAGCAGUAUGAAGUAGUUCGCGGUACUGUACACACACUCCAACUUGCGCUAGACGAUGUCAUACAAGACUCGAAUCCGAGCAUUAUUGAAAUAACAAACUUCACAAAAAUGGUGAGGAACGUUAAAUAUAGACAAUUUUUCUGCAUAAAUAAGGCAACAUAUCCUUUGUUGUUAUUGCCUGGCAGAUGGAGUGGCAAAUUCGAAAUGAUUCAAAGUAUUGUGAAACAAAGAACGUUUUUCGCAUCUUUGGGUGAGCAGUUUCCCGAACUUGCAUUGGCGGAUGAUAUUUGGCAGUUUUUGUUAGAGUACGAAGCAGCAUUUGAGCCAGUGCACAAGGUGAUGGAAUUGAUGCAAAAGGAACAUCACACAUUUUCGGAUUUUUACAUGCAAUGGCUGGUCGCUAUCAAAGAUAUACGCGCAUUACCGAACAAUAGGUUUUCGAAACAGUUGGUGGAAUCUCUUACUAAACGAUUGGGUAGCUUAAAGCAUAACAUCAUAUUCAAGUCAGCACUUUACUUUGAUCCCCGAUUCAACUACUUGAACUCGGCUGUGUUCACAGCGGAUGAAAAAGUGGAUAUACAGAACUAUAUAAUUAGCAUCUGGAAUCGAAUCGGCAACAUUGUGCCAUCGGGUUCCUCUAAGGAUACCACGACAACAGAACCAGCGGCGACGGCUUGCAAUGACGAUAUGGACAAUUUUCUGACGGAAAUGUUUGGCGGAACACUGACACCAUCAAACUCGAAAAGCGUCGAAACUCCGGUUUUGCAACAGAUCAAGGUACUAGAGAUUGAACCCCGUCAACCUCACAAUCAUGACGUAUGGAAACACUGGGUUCAACGUGUCGGCAGUCAUCCCGAGCUGUUUGCCGUGGCUAUGGUUUUAUUAGCCAUACCAUCGAAUCAAAUUUCGGUCGAGAAAGCGUUCAGUACCUUAGCCGUGGUACUGUCCGAUCUAGGAGAUGGAAUCACAGAGCAGACACUAGAGGACAUUCUUAUCAUUAAGCUGAAUCCGAGUAUUUUUGAAACGGUUGUUCCAACGCUGGACGAUAUUCGACAGAAACCUCAGAAUUCAUGAAAUUGAUGACAUCAGGACGAGAUUCUAGGGAUUUUAACAAAAAAGACGGAAUCUAUUUUUAAAACAUAGUGUAAAUACUGUUAUAUUCAUAGUUAGGCGGCGACAAUCGGACGUUAUUCAGCUUCGGGAAGAGUACAGUUUUAGGGACCAAUCAUAAAUUACGUAACGCAAUUUGUCAUUAAAUCUUUUUACCUCUCCUCCCGUAGUACGCAAAAAAAAAUAUUUUUUAAAUAUUUUUUCUUCGGUAAAAACAUGUCACGUUCUUGUUUAUACUCCCAUUUCCAUGUACACUCCCUACGCUUCCCUAAAAGCAUUAUGAUCUAGGGUCUCUUUGUGUAACAAUAAAAUCACGUUAGGUGAAUGUAAAAACUGGUUCGCAACAUUGACAAUGGAAGGGUUCUGUAAGAGUUUGACCAAUUGCAUGCACAUGUGCCAGUUUUAGGAUGCUGUCUCCGCCUAACAAUGAAUAUAACGAAAAUAGAAAAAAUGUCAGAAUAAAUAGCUAUUCUCUUUCGUUUAAGGUUGCACAGAGAAUGCGCAAAAUUCGCAAACGAAAAAAGCAGUUUUUUUCCACACCGUAUGUCAGAUCUUCAUAAAAAUCAAUCAGCAGUACUGUAACAACAUUCUACACACGCUGAUUGAUUUUUAUGAAGAUCUGACAUACGGUGUGGAAAAAACUGCUUUUUUCGUUUGCGAAUUUUGCGCAUUCUCCGUGCAACCUUAACGCCUUAGUGAAUCGUUUUAAAAAAGAAAAAAAUAAAAAAGGUA
Topomyia yanbarensis is the source of this 3061-nucleotide messenger RNA. RefSeq lists its product as uncharacterized. Gene Ontology annotation, molecular function: protein dimerization activity. The transcript has 5 exons. NCBI's taxonomy places the organism in Eukaryota, Metazoa, Arthropoda, Insecta, Diptera, Culicidae. The record is from RefSeq and is a predicted model, not a curated record. The coding region runs from base 203 to 2293 and encodes 696 amino acids.